CGGUGGAGCCUGGCGGACACUCUCCUUUUUCACUGCCAGGGUCAUCCCUCGCCCCGCCGCCAGACCUGCACUGUCUAGCCCUCGUGGUCCGCCCCGCCCUAACAAUUGUCGUAUCCACAAGCCUUUACAUACCCUCAAGUCUAAUUCCUUAAUAAAGUGCUCUCUUGGAACGCGCCGAGUGCCGUAAACUAGUGGAGGUGUGCUAGUAUUUCCCAUAGUAUUUGUGGUGAGGGAACCUCAGGUGACGCCAGGUGGCCUCAGGUGACGCCAGGUGGCCUCAGGUGACGCCAGGUGGCCUCAGGUGACGCCAGGUGGCAACAAGGUACUCAUUGUUCACUUAAGGUGUUAUCAAUUGACCCCAAGGAACUAUAGUUGCUUUGGGAAGCAUUAAGUGGAAAGCGUUUGGUUGGAAGUGACCUCAGUUGACCUCAAGUGCUGCCAAGGGGCUCUCGAUGACCCGUGGCACCAGCUGAGUCUCCGUGACGAUGGACUGGUUGCUGGUUGUCCUCGCUGCCUUCGUCAUCAACUCCGUCAAGGGUGUGUCGCUCAAGUGUGGCGAGGAGAUCCGCCUUCGCAGAGGAGAGAAGAAGAUCCUUCGCUUCUGGAGCUCUCAAGACGAAUCUCUAAAUGUUGAUGUCUUGUCGACAAGCAGGCCAGGAGGAGAUGGGGCGGCUCCUGAGAACGGAGUAAUUACAGUAGAUACUCCGGGUACAGUCUCCUCUAACCCGGAUGCAACAUCCACCAACCUGGAAAACAAUUUACGAAGUGACCUGGAAUUUAACAACGAACGGAACGAUGCACCAACUGACACCGGAAGCUUGAACCAACUUCACUACUCAUUCGGCACCAGGCUGAGAGUCCCUGGCGAGGCCUCCACAACGAGGGGACCUGACCUGGCGCCACCUGCACCACACCACACCAACACCUCUGUACACCACCACUCUCACACAAUCUCACCUCAACAGAAAGAUAAGGAAAAUAUUAACAAAAGUCAGACAGAAGACGAUCUCCCUUCGCAUGAUGGACAAGCGCAGAGUCUGUAUCACAUAGACGGUAAAGCUAAGAUCAAGGACGUGAGGAAUCUCACCUCGGGAGACGUCGACACGAAGAAUGACUAUGAGAAUUCCAUCACAAGUAGUGAGGACACCAGCCUGUACGAGAACACAUCAACAACGUCUGAAGAGCCUCACCUGACCACCGUCAGCGCUGAAGCAACAACGUCCGCGCCCACACGUAUACAACAAGAUGCUGCACAGAACGACGAAGCUUCAAACAAUUUUUCGGCAACUACAUCCGAUUACGUGGAGCUAAAAUCAGCGAUCUACACAACACUACAGCCACCACAAUAUCUACGGCCUCAAGCAGCAGUCGAGUCCAGGACGGCCACCACCACAGCCGGGGACACAGACGAAAGGACACCAACAGAAGCCUCUGGAGAAGGACCUUCGAAGACGGCUGUAGACAGGGAGUCGCUGACUGAAGACACUGUGACAACUCCAGCUACGUCUGCCGAGGUCACGGUCACCAGCGUCGCUCCACUUGACGAUCAACAAACUGCCAAUGCAACAACCGCUACACAAAGGACUCCGUCUCAAGAGCCAGAGAGCGAGACAAACAAAGACGCAACACGAGACAACACAACGGGGACGCCGAAGACAGAUCAUCUGGAUGACAUUAUUUUCACAACUGCUGAAGAUGACGUCAUGUUUACAGAACAGUCUUUGUUAUACACAGAAGAACCAGCAACACAAGACACUCACACACGUGUUGUGGCGGGCUUCAUACAUGCACAAACUAACGACUCGCAGGUAAUGAAAACAUCUGCAGAUGAGGAAUUAAUGAGCAUAUCCGCCACGGAGCAAACAGACGCAAAAGACACCACGCAAGCAGCAACACCAACCACAGACAGACUACCAACUGACGCAAAGGAAACUAUGGAAGCAACAGAUGUUACCACAAACAGGCUACGAACUGACGCAGAAGAGACUGUAGAAGCAACCACAGACAGACUACCAACUGACGCAGAAGAGACUGUAGAAGCAACCACAGACAGACUACCAACUGACGCAGAAGAGACUGUAGAAGCAACCACAGACAGACUACCAACUGACGCAGAAGAGACUGUAGAAGCAACCACAGACAGACUACCAACUGACGCAGAAGAGACUGUAGAAGCAACCACAGACAGACUACGAACUGACACAGAUGAAACUACAGACGCAACCACGGACAGACUACCAUCUGACGCAGAAGAAAUUUCAGAAGCAACCACAUACAGACUACCAACUGACGCAGAAGAGACUGUAGAAGCAACCACAGACAGACAACGAACUGACGCAGAAAAAACUACAGAAGCAACCACAGACAGACUCCGAACUGACGCAGAGGAAGCUACAACAGUAACAGAAGCAACCACAGACAGACUACCAACUGACGCAGAAGAGACUGUAGAAGCAACCACAGACAGACUCCGAACUGACGCAGAGGAAGCUACAACAGUAACAGAAGCAACCACAGACAGACUACCAACUGACGCAGAAGAGACUGUAGAAGCAACCACAUACAGACUACCAAUUGACGCAGAAGAAACUACAGAAGCAACUACAAACAACAGACUAAGAACUGAGGCAGAGGACGUUACAGAAGUAACCACAGACAGGGUUCAAACUGCCGCAGAUGAUAACACAGAAGAAACAGAAACACCCUCAGACAAUUUACCAACAGACACAGAAUACAAUACUCAAUCAACAGAAACAACAACAGAAACCCAGACAACCGACGAAGAAGAAAUUACAGAAGCAGCUGAAGCAACCACAGACAGACAACCAACAGGCGAAAAAGUCAUCAUAAAAGCAACAGAGAAGUUACCAACCGAACUACAGGACAAUGGAGCCGAAGGCAAAUUAGACCGAGAGGCGGAUCCCACGACAGCAGGUGGUGAGAGUGACCGCGGGCAGGUCGCGGAGGCCGCCGGCGGCCCUCACACCCUCGGUACUGCGGCUCACAACGACACGCACUUCGUAUCCCUCACACACUCACCUAAAGACAGCGAACCAGUCACAGAACUUUACAAUACGGGCGCUCCCACUGACGCGAGGACGGAACAACCCACAGAACAGACCUUCAAGGACGAAAUCACAACCUUUGCCUCCGUCACAGAGAGUGAAGCUUGGGUCGGUCAAGCAGGUCUCAUCAAGCAGGAAGAAACAACUGAAGAAACCACUAGAGAAACCCCAGACUCAAUCUCAGAUCCCCCAACACGGGUCUCUAUAGUCACCACAGAAGAAAGCAUCAAAACUACGAGGGAAGAGGCAGUAAUCCCUACCACUGAACAAGACAUGGCUGUUACCACAGCUUUCACAGACACCACUGGCAGGACAACCAUGGACAAUACAGAUGAAUCUACAACAAAAACCGUCAUAACUGUAAGCAAGAUCACAAAUACCAGAGAUUCUGUUGGAGAAACAACAACAAAAUCCACGACUGACAACACAGAAUCAGCCACACGACCCAUAGUAGCUAGUCCAGAACACACAGAAUACCCUGAAGAUACAACGCAAAUUUAUAUAGGCACCAGAGAAGAUUCCAUUACAAGUGCCACAGAAGAAACCAUUAAAAAUCUCGCAGAAGGAACCAUAGUAGACACUACAGAGGCCAGUAUUACAAACUCUGGCUGGUUCGACUACGGUAUUCAAAAUUAUCUGAACGACAUAUAUUAUUACAUCAACGGUGACGUCAAUGAGACGACCCUGAACACAGUGAAGGUCGGUGGUGAAGGACAUCAGACCACGACAAUGUCUUCUGAAGGAGAGGAACCGGUCAGUACAGAAGCCAUGAUUACUGUUGUUGAGAAUGCUCAAAAUGCCCAUCAUAACGAGGUGGUGGGAACUCUAGAUACCACAGAGAUAAUAAAGGAGCAAGAUUUUAGUGAUGUCUCAUCUGGCGGCGAUGUCUCAUCAGGCGGCAAUGUCUCAUCAGGCGGCGAUGUUCUCUCUGGUGGCGAUGUUUUCUCUGGCGGCGAUGUCUCUUCUGGCAGCGAUGUUUCUUUUGGUGGCGAUGUCUCCUCUGGCGGCGAUGUUCCUUCUGGUGGCGAUGUCUUCUCUGGAAUCACCACGACCGCGAGGCCAACCGACACAGUCGGUACUCAACACAAAGACAUUUUUGACAGUAUCAUAGAUCGCUUAACUCAGGCUCUUGAGCAAAUUCCAGAAGAUGAUCUCUUGCGAGAAAAUAAUCCUGCCCUUGAUAUUGAUAGUUUGCUUGGCGUCCAGCAUAACGCAGCCUCUGCAGCACACCUGCCUGCAGAGCACCGCAAUUCUGUCCUACCAACCACACACCGGCCCACGGAGCACAGUGAUUUAGUAUUACCAACCAUGCACCACACCAGCGACAACGGAGGCGACGCCACCACGCAGCUAAGCACACCUGGCCUCCUGCCGACGAUAGGCUCCCUUCCCAUGGGCGGAUUUCUGAAUCUGAGUGCGAACCCAAUAUCAGAAGUUAGUACCCAUACUUCCGUGAAUGCAGUGGACAACCCAAGGCAAGCUCUUGUCGAGGAAUCAGCGGAGACAACUACAGAAGUCCCAACAGAAGACCGGACGGAAGGUCCAUACUACGAAUACCCAAAAAUAACAGAAGAAGAUUUCAAGGGUUAUGACUAUUAUGAAGACUUAGUCGACUCCCUGACUGCCCAAGACAGGCCCUAUAAGGACAAGGACGAGAACAUAAGACAGACUACAAGUGCCACGGAGACGCAGGACGUGUCUGAACGAACUACCCAGCCUAUGGGCUUCAUCCACAGCAUUCCAGAAUUCAAUCCUGAGGUGGAGAUAAUUAAUACCGAGCGCGUGACCACAGUGAUCCCCGGGACAGAACAUGCGGGAGAAGAAUCACAUGCUGAUGAAAUGUCUGAUAAUAUCUCCAAAGAUGAUUUUGUAUUGGAUGGUGAUGAUGCCAGUAAAAGCGAAGGAUUCACUACUGUAAAUGUUCCCAUUAAUGAAAGAGAGGAGGGCGAGACAACCUCUCUUGCUAUAGCGGAAGGCACCACAUUGGACUCAGACACUGAUACUGACUCAACAACAGAAUUCUCCAUUCCUCUACUAAUCCUCCGCAACCAAGAGAUGCUCAACAACCUGUUGAAGAGUCAACACAUGAACAGCGAGAGCAAGGUGGUCAUCAAGGAACAGGGCAGCAAGGUCGCUAUCAACACCCCUUCUCACCAACUCGACAAGCAUACAACUGAGGACCUUGCUUCUCACGCCCAGGAUCUUGUUGAUACGAGUACCGUUUCUCUUCUUACACUUGAUGCAACAAUUGCACCAACUACUUAUCUGCCACCAGCGUCAGUAGAUCAUCAGGAGAAAAACUCAUCGCCAGCAGCUUCAGGCACAAUUAUGACAGGAAAUCACUCGGAAGAGAACGAUUAUGAAAAAACUGUCCCUGAACUUAGUAUAGAGAACACUGCUACAGAGUUAAAAGACACUGUUGCAAGCAAAGUUAUAUCUGCUCACCCACAAAGUAAAACUGAGCAAAAUGCCAUUAGCAAGAAGGAAGGAGUGAAGUACACUAUUGAGGGGUCUGGAGGGGGUGAACAAGAGGAGGACAUCUCAUCUAAUAUGACACAUCACAUCCUCGAGGAAUCAAAUAAAUCUUCGUUGGAACUCUCAAACCAAGAAGCUGACAUAUUACAGGAAUCAGAGACGCCAAACAAGACACCUCUAACGGGUAACUACAGAGGUACCACACAGAUGCAAGAAAUUACAAACAUCGGCCAUGUCUCUGGCACGACAGAGCUCAACUCAACUUACAGCUCACUAUGGAAGACAGUAGCUGCCACGACAAAUGUUACAGAGGGUGAUAGUAUUCAUAACAGCAGCGGUUCUCAAGGAACAACAGAAUAUUAUGACGCCACUGCUGGUGAAGGUGAGGGUGAUGAUGCAAGCUCCAGCUCAUCACACACUACGAUGGAGCCUGAGAUUGAUAAGACCACAGAAGUGUCUGACCUGGCUACCAUCCUAAUUCCUUACUCCUUUGUCCAGUACCUUGGCCAAGCCUCCAGGACCCCUCCCAGAGAUGAGAUCGAUGGGAACGAACAUAUAGCAGAACAUGAAGAACUUGAGCCUGUUAAUAGUGUGGAAAGCUCAAAAGGCGACAGAGAGGGAAGUCCAGUUCAUGGAGAGAAAGAAAGUCCUUUUAAAAAUAGUGAUGAACCUCUAGAGAGUGGUGGUGGAGACAUACCAGUUUAUAUACAUGAAGAAAGCUCAGUUCAUGGGGGAGACAAAAACCCCAUACAAGGUAAUGAAGAAAGCCCGGAGUAUGGGGAAGAAAAUCCAACAUACGUUGAUGAAGAAAGUUCACAAUAUGGUGGAGAAAGACCGGUGUAUGGUGGAGAAACACCUGUGUAUGGUGGAGAGAGGCCGGUGUAUGUUGGAGAAAGACCGGUGUAUGGUGGAGAAAGACCGGUGUAUGGUGGAGAAAGACCAGUGUAUGGUGGAGAAAGACCAUUGUAUGGUGGAGAAAGACCGGUGUAUAGUGGAGAAAGACCAGUGUAUGAUGAAGAUAGACCAGUAUAUGGCGAAGAAAGACCAGUGAAUGGUGGUGGAGAAAGGCCUGUAAACGCUGAUUUAAUAAUACCAGAGCUUGAAGGCGGAGAACGACUGAAGUAUCCUGCUGAAGGAAGACCAGUUUACAGCAGUGAGGAACUCCCAACUCCCACCGAGAAAAGUCCAAUAGAGAGCGAGGUAGAGAGUUCACCGUCCAGCAGCCAGGGAGUCGGAGGAGUCAGCCGUAAAGACGACUCUGAGGUAAAUGAGUAUGGCGGAGACUCUCCGUUCUUCAUCAAGCUGCCGGGAAGCCCUAACGCCGUGCCCGUCUACCUCCAGUACGAGCCCAUACAGGUCAAGUACGUCCCCUCCCACCUCCUCCAACAUAAAAGUGACAACAAUUCCGAUCCUGGAAGUCUGGAGGAUCAUAUCGACGGAAACGUCAAGACGCCAGAGGCAACUCAAGAGUCUCUGGAGGCAAAGGUCACGACCCCUGCGUCUGAGGAGCUUACCACGACACAGGAUGCCCCUGGGCUGACAGCUGACGACAACGCCCUCGGCAACUCUCUAUUGAAAGGAAUCUAUCGGAUACUGGAUGACGUAGCUUCAGCCACUAACAGUCAGUUCUCGAAUCAUCACAGAGAUAAUGUACAUAAAAAUGAGAACUUCACCCCUCAUAAACCAAUAGUCAAGACACCAGACCCGUUCUUCCUGAUGGAGGCGCCUCAGCUGGGCAGUCCCAGCAUCCCUCCGCUGCACGCACACCGCCUCCCAUCUGGCGGUGCUCACGACGGCGACGACUACUCCGUUCAUCUCUCCAGCAAACUAAACUUCGGGGGAGGCCGACCAGAGCCACAGGAAGGAACGGCGGGCAUUGUGGAUGACGUUCCUCUUGGGACGAAGCAGGAUAUUCUGUACCCAGGGGACUACUACACCCACAACGUGUACACCGGUGUCAACCUUACCUCCCUCAUCAACCCAGUGUUCGAACUCACCACCAAGACCACAACACAGUCACACGAGGAACGCAUGAACCCCCAGUAUACCCCAUUCCCCAUUACCACCAAUCCUCCGCGGAAAACUAACCCAACUCUACAUAAUAUGGUCACACCUCCGACUUAUGAAACAGAGUUGUCGGAAAGGCAGGGCGUCGAGGACGAUUCUCCCGCAGGCACUCGAACACACAAGCCUCACACCACCCCCGAGUCUCCCCCAAGUGUCGAGUACUCGCCCAUACCAGCCACCAAUUUCGAGGAUUCCUACGACUCGCCUUUCAUUCCCGAUCAUUUCUUCGUCAAGGAGAACCAGAUCGCUGGCGGCGAGCACCACCCUCCGGAGGGGUACCCGCUCUUGUACCACGGCCCGCAUCACGGUAAGGAAGCUACCCACCUGGACGACACCCGCUGGGUCUCAGCGGCGCCCUUCAGGACAUCGGAGGAGGCGGGGAUGAAAAUGGCGGCAAUGACUCCACAGGGCACGGUGAAGGACACCACCACCACCGCCCCUCAUCCUGCAGACGACCCUGACGAAGCUAACAAUUCCCAGGACACUUUCCCUCCUGCGUCGGAGCACUUCAUGGCACACAAACAGGCGUGGUCGUUCCCACAGUCCCGAGAAGCCCCAGGGGAGGACCUAGCCUUCAGGAGGCCCCUGCAGGGCAGCUCUGGUCGCGUCUACUCCGCCUUCUACUCGCCUCGUGAGAUCCCAGGCAUCGACCCCGCCCUCUUCAGCUACAGGAAGGUGCCACAGGCUCAACACGGCGAUGGGGACUUCACCGUGUACGCCUACGACACUCCGGCGCGCCAGGAGGAGCCUGGAAGAGGAACCAGGAGGAACCAGGAGGAACCCCAGGAGGAGGAGGAGGAGGUACCGGGGCAGUCGUGGAGAGGAGGGGCCGCUGGAGGCGACGACGCACCUCAGCACGUCCUCGGGCCACAGUUUUUCCAGUACCUCAACACACUACCCCACGCUCUGCUCCGUAAGUUCUUGGACCCCAGGAGCCCGCCGGUGCUGCCAGAGAGGCGCAGGCGGGAGGCUGCUGACACGGGAGAAGAGGUCUUCUGUGAGUGGAACAUACAGACGGAGCCGGGCCUCUACCUCCUGCUUACCUUCCAUAACCUCACCGCCGCCUUCAGCGUCGACUGUCAUGGCGCCUACAUCGAGGUCGAGCGGGGCAACAACGGCUUUGACGCCCGGUGGUGUGGCAACCGUGUGGCCCAGGCCGAGCGGCGUCCUCACGUCAUCUUCGCCAAGACUGCGGUCCGCAUCACCGUAUACGACGACGGAGACGCCUCCAGAAGACAACCCACGGGCUUCGAGGCGAAGAUUGAAGUGCUGGACCUGUUCAACAGUGAGGAUUACAACGAGUUCAUGACGUCCAACGCCUAUCCUCACAUCCGCCGCCUCCUGCUGGGCUAGACGAGCCCCGCCCACCUACGCCCACUUCGGUGCUGCCUGGACCACGGAACGUCACUGCUGCUCCUCGCAGGUGCUGCCUGGACCACGGAGCGUCACUGCUGCUGCUCCAGGUGUGCCGUGAUCAACGUUACGUGACCACAUCAACGCCUCAUCAACUCCCCCUCAACUGUGAUGGAUGUUACAGAACUCGUGUUUACAGGAGAAGGUGAUGUUGACCAUCUCGCUCCCGGAGCCCCGGUGCCGCCCCCGCCCGCCACCACCACACCGACACUCCUUACCUCAAGUUACCCACCACACCCCUCUCACUGUGUGACUGACAGACUCACCGUGUGACUGACACACUCACCGUAUGACUGACCCUCUCACCGUGUGACUGACACACUCACCGUGUGACUGACACACUCACAUCCCCUCCAACAACGACACUGGCUAUAGCAGCGGCGACGGACUCGACGGAAUGCGGACUUUCACACACAAAAUGUCAACGUUGCCUCCUGUUAGUUUGGAAGACGGCCCGUAAGAGAUGGCCGUAAGCUGACCUAACUUUUUCUAGGCCUACGAUAGUCUAUAUAUGUACUUAAUUAUGCCUAAGAUUGUGUAUGUUAGACCUAGGAUUAUAUAUAAGCCUUUGGCAGAUAAAGUUAGGCGUAUGGUUACUCUGUUUCUGUCUUUUAGAGUUCCAAUAUUAUUACUUGUGGACCUUCUUGACGCAACGCUGCGCAUUGUGCUCACAGUAGCUGCAGGUACUGUGAGGCGAGGAGCUCACAGUAGCUGCAGAUACUGUGAGGUGAGGAGGCCUGCUUGCUACAGUGUUGUGAGCAUACACACACACUUCUCCGUCCAGCGAGCCUGCUCGCGUCCCAGCCGCACGCUCCACCGAGCAGCAGCCAGUAUAGUGCACUCAUUACUGUAUAUGACAGGUGCACCGCCUUGUAUAUGACCCUACCACUGACGUAAACAUUAGGGGAGGGUACACUGUGCCCUCCCCUAGUGUUUAUGUCAGUGGUAGUGUGUGAUGCACGUCCUGCACUGUGUACUGUUCACUAUUAUAUCUGGGGUUAUCUCCAGGGGUAUCUCCAUGGCGGUAUCUCCAGGGGUAUCUCCAUGGCGGUAUCUCCAGGGGUUUUCUUCAGGGGUUAUCUAUAGGGAAUAUAUCUCCAGGGAUAUAUCCAGGGAAUAUUUCCAGGGGAAUAUCUCCAAAGGUAUUUCCAGGGGUUAUACGCAGGGGUGUCCCCAGAGAGUAUCUCCAGGGGGGGGGGGUUAUCUGCAGGGGGGCUAUCUGCAGGGGGUGGUGUGGGAGGCAGGCGAGGGGCGAGGAGGGCCGGCGUGGCGAGGCACCGUCCUGCUUACCAUCACUUAUUCACUCAACUUUAUCAACCAUUUGUACUCAUCCGUCUUAGUAACGCUAUUCUGGGCAUUUGGGCUCCUCGUCCUUGUCUCCUUGGGCAUUAUUGCCCCCCCCCUCCCCCGCUGGGGCACCAAGGCACCCCGACACUCGCCUCUGAUGGAAAAAAACAGUUCUGGAAUAUUGAACCUGUUGUAGCUGCUCUUAUGCAAGUUAGAGGAGGUUUUAUCCUAGAGAAAUUCCUGUAGGUUUUAGAACUGGUGUUGACAAUGACUGCGCUCCGUACUUUAGCAACUAGCAGGGCGAAGGCGCUGAGCACUAGCUCUGGCCCUAUAGCGUGUUGAGGACGCUGCGCACUCUGGCCCUAGCGUGUUGAGGGCACUGCGCACUCUGCCAACUAAUAUCCACUCACACCCCAGCUGCCUGAAGGUGUUAUGUGUGCAUUAUGUGUACAUUUAGAGGUGCGAGGGUGCGAGCAGGUGUGUGAGCUCCUCUGGUGCACCGUGUAAGAUGGCAGGUGUUGUAGACAGGUCUUGAUACUGGACCUUGGAAAGUAUUUUGAAAUCAUUCAAAAUCCCUUCCAGGGGGAAUUUAAAUAAAUCACUGUUUAUAACUGAUAUGUUUCCUGUAGCAGCCUAUAGCGUCUCGGAGGAGGUCCCGAGUGAGAUGAGUGUGUUGUAUUACUUUCCAAUAACUCCUCUAAUGUUACCAGAUCACACGAACACUUUGCCAGUAAUUAACAUAUUUGUAAUGUUUGGGAGUCUUUCUAUCCUGUAAAAGGGCAUUAUGUAAAUAGUUUGUAAAUUUAAACAACCCUUUGUUAACACGGACACACUAAAGGAAUGUACCCGCGUCUUAAUGUGGCUUUAUGUGUUGAGAGUUACCCAUUGUUGUAGUUUGUUAAAUUAAUGUAUCGCGAGUUAUUGAUUGUUGUCCUACUGAUGUGUAUAUUGUCUUAUGAUGCACAUAUAUCAUUUUCAUUUAAAUUAAUAUUUUAAUUAAAUUUUAGUUGGAAACACUGUAUUUUUUUAUGUAUUUUGUACUGAUUCAUUAAAGGUGAAGGACAGACCUAAGAUAUAUAUAAGUGUAUUAAAAAAAAUCGGAUAUAACUUACAUAUUUUCUCAAGAUGCUGUAUGCAGUUGAGAACACUGUACACAGCACCUUGAGAAACGAUGUAGGUAAAAGCUGAAAAUGUGUUCUUUAAUCCACUUAGACAUAAAUUGUGUUUCCUUCAAGCUCUACGGCAUUGCAGUCUCUCCGUUGAUUCAUUAUAGCAGUAAGUAGGAGAGUACCUGCCAGGGUGGAGCUCAAGACACACUGGCCGAUGCGUACAGCCAUACUGUACUUACCUGAAUAAAGUGUAGCUUUUGAGA
Procambarus clarkii (red swamp crayfish) is the source of this 11679-nucleotide messenger RNA. RefSeq names its product serine-rich adhesin for platelets. Lineage: Eukaryota; Metazoa; Arthropoda; Malacostraca; Decapoda; Cambaridae. The record is from RefSeq and is a predicted model, not a curated record.